AUGCCAAUCUUCAAAACUGCGCCGUGCUAUCUUAACGCUCCGUACCCCCCGCAAGUCGUCGAUGCAGUCGCGGAGCAGGGACACAACAUCGAGCGGCACGGCCCACUGUACCACAUCGGCAUCCACCAAGACCUCGCCGCUGGGCCUGAGCUUAGGUCGUGGUGGUUCGCCGAGGAUCUGACUGCUGAGCCAUCGGUCGUGCCUGAUGGUUGGACAGUGCUUGAGACUGCCGCUCUGUUCGAUCGCGAGGGGAUGGACACUGACGACCAGACGGUGAACGUGGCACUUGAACUACUUCUACCGGGCGUUGCCACCGAUGAGAUUCCCCUCAUUCAUGACAAGAUCUUCAAAGAUGUCAAUGGAGUGUACCGAAGCCGAUGGUUUACGGAUGUACGAGGCCCUAGCAAUCCAUUCGUGCAAGGCCUUGCGAAUGUAGCCGUCCAGCAUGUAGGCGUAAUCGUACGUGUUGGCCAAGGUGCCGAGGACCAGGUCGCUAAGGGUGUCGACGCCCAGCCGACAGAUCUUACAGGCGAGGAUGAUGAUGAUAUGGAAGGAGAGAUGUGCAAUGAUCUCGAGCGAGCGGCGGCCAACUGCGACCAGCGUGGGACAGACAUACCGAAUCAAUAUGUACCGCUUGCAGCUCCUGCGGCCUCAGAACCGGCAGCUCCACAGCCAGUCUCAGGCUCAGCAAACGAUCCAAGAACCCACGCCUUCCCUUGCCCAAUGCCAGCUUGCACCAUCGGAGGUCGAACGAUGAACCGCCGCGCCCUUGUUGUCAUCCACAUGCGCGAGCACGGCUGCAAUCUGCCCAAGGCGCGUGGUGGCCCGGCGGACAAGACUGCAUAUAACAAGAUGCAGAACAAGGUUGCUCGACGGUGGCUGAACGACCGAGAGAUCUCGUGGCGUAACAGUGUAUUUGAGCUGGGCGCUGACGAUGAGGAUGGGGAGGAGGAGGAGGAGGAGGAGGAGGAGAAGGAAGCGGAUGACGAUGAGAUGCGGAUCUGA
Messenger RNA from Recurvomyces mirabilis, 1005 nucleotides. RefSeq lists its product as uncharacterized. The transcript has a single exon. The record is from RefSeq and is a predicted model, not a curated record. Lineage: Eukaryota; Fungi; Ascomycota; Dothideomycetes; Mycosphaerellales; Teratosphaeriaceae. The coding region runs from base 1 to 1005 and encodes 334 amino acids.